CAGGGAGCCGGCCUCGGCGCCGGGCUCCGGCAAGUCCCUCCUCCGCCUGGGCAGCGCGGGCCGCCUCCCUUCCCCGGCCGCAGGCUCGUCCGGCCGCAGCGGCGGCGCCCGCCGGCCCCGCGGCGCCCAUGGCGGCGGAGCCCCGGCCCAAGGCGCUGACUCGCAAGCCCCUGCUGCUCAACAAAGUGGAGGGCUCGCAGGAGGUGGUGAACAUGGCAGCGAUAGUGCCCAAAGAGGACGGGGUCAUCAGCGUCUCCGAGGACAGAACAGUUCGUGUCUGGCUGAAGAGAGACAGUGGGCAGUACUGGCCCAGCAUAUACCAUGCAAUGCCAUCUCCAUGUUCAUGCAUGUCUUUUAACCCGGAAACCAGAAGGCUGUCCAUAGGUCUAGACAAUGGUACAAUCUCAGAAUUCAUUUUAUCUGAAGACUACAACAAGAUGACGCUAGUGAAAAAUUACCAGGCUCAUCAGAGCAGAGUUAUGAUGAUUCUUUUUGUCCUGGAGAUGGAAUGGGUGUUGAGCACUGGACAAGACAAACACUUCACGUGGCACUGCUCGGAGAGCGGCCAGCGGCUGGGAGGGUACCGCACCAGCGCAGGCGCCUGCGGCCUGCAAUUUGAUGUGGAAACCAGGCACGUGUUUGUUGGUGAUCACUCUGGCCAAGUGACCAUACUCAAACUAGAGCAAGAGUCCUGCAGCCUGGUUACAACAUUUAAGGGGCACACGGGUGGUGUCACUGCUCUCUGUUGGGACCCAAUACAGCGAGUUUUAUUCUCAGGCAGUUCUGAUCAUUCCAUUAUCAUGUGGGAUAUUGGAGGAAGAAAAGGAACCGCUAUUGAGCUGCAAGGACAUAAUGAUAAAGUUCAGUCUCUCUCCUAUGCUCAUCACACUCGGCAGCUCAUCUCCUGUGGUGCAGAUGGGGGAAUUGUUGUCUGGAACAUGGAUGUUGAGAGGCAAGAGACCCCCGAGUGGCUGGAUAGUGACUCCUGUCAAAAAUGUAACCAGCCUUUCUUCUGGAACUUCAAGCAAAUGUGGGACAGUAAGAAAAUAGGCCUCAGGCAGCACCACUGCCGGAAGUGUGGGAAAGCCGUGUGCGGCAAAUGCAGCUCCAAGCGCUCCUCCAUCCCGCUGAUGGGCUUCGAGUUCGAAGUCAGGGUCUGCGACAGCUGCCACGAGUCUAUAACGGAUGAGGAGCGGGCACCCACAGCUACUUUCCAUGACAGUAAGCACAACAUUGUUCACGUACACUUUGAUGCCACCAGGGGAUGGCUGUUGACCUCGGGAACAGACAAGGUUAUCAAGCUGUGGGAUAUGACACCAGUAGUGUCUUGAUGGUACAUCAGUGGAACCUGGAAGGUGAUAUUUACAGAAGAAGCAGAUUUCCUAACCCUAAUCAUACUGCAGAAGAUAGGUAAUGCUGGCCACAUGUGGCAGAUGGGAAAGGAACUAAUGGGUUUACAAUGAUUUUUACAUCCUCUGCUUGAUGAAGGCUGAGCAUUUGCACGAAGACUCUUUCCACUUACUCUCAAAAUACACAAGAAGGUAUUUUUUUAACUAAUGGUUUGUACGAUCUGACUUCAGUUGUCUUGAGUUUGUUUGGAAAAUCUGUAUGCAGUGCAAUUUUCAGGGUUUUUUUUUAUUUCACUAUGUCAAGAUUGUUGCUGCUUUGUACAGAGGGUUCUUGGGUUGUGUCUUGCCACAGGAGCUGUUGGUAUCAACACACUGCAGAAGGCAAUCAGCCCUGAGCUGAUGGACUAUUGCAAUUCCUAAAAGGGCUCUACCAUCUACUUGUCCUAGUGGACAUCAUUCAGAGGACAUUUUAUUGGUUUGUAGUAGCUAAAAUCCUUCUUCCUGCCUCUAUCCUUCUGCACAAGUUGCAAAACCAGGGGGCCAGGUUGCUUAGCAACAGAUUUCUACAAAAACUGAAAUAGUUUUCCACCUCAGAGCAUUAAAAGGAGCACAUAGACUUGUUUGAGUUUGAUGAGGAUGGCAGGCUAAUUAAAAUUAAAUUAUUGGCAACAGAAGCUUCUGGGAGUGUGUGCAUUGUGUGUGGGGGUGUAGAUCUAAAACUGGUCUAGGUCUGAAAAGUCUGGUUUACCUCUACCUCUACCUUGAGCAGCAACAUUUCAGCAUUUAUACCUGUCUGUGUUGUUGAACAUGAAUCUGGUUUUCCUGUUUUUCAUAUUGUUAGUCAUAUUUAUUUUUUAAAAUGCCAAUGUUUUUUAUUGAUUUCCUCUGCAGACCAGAAACUGUUAUUGCUGAAUGAUGCCCAUUGUCCUGUUGUCCAAUUUUACAGUUUCUUUUAAGAAUAAAAAGUAUUUAAAAAUCUGGAAUGACCAAAAUUACCUUUUUAGAAGGACUUUAAGAUGAAUAAACAAAAAAGCCCUUUUUGCCAAAGGGAUCUUAUCUGAA
Molecule: messenger RNA, 2411 nt
Organism: Apus apus (common swift)
Lineage: Eukaryota; Metazoa; Chordata; Aves; Apodiformes; Apodidae
Gene: WDFY2
Product: WD repeat and FYVE domain containing 2
Exons: 12
Coding region: 129-1331 (400 amino acids)
Molecular function (GO): metal ion binding; protein binding
Source: RefSeq, a predicted model, not a curated record